Molecule: messenger RNA, 770 nt
Organism: Daphnia magna
Lineage: Eukaryota; Metazoa; Arthropoda; Branchiopoda; Diplostraca; Daphniidae
Product: gamma-aminobutyric acid receptor-associated protein
Exons: 2
Coding region: 158-511 (117 amino acids)
Biological process (GO): autophagosome assembly; autophagy of mitochondrion; macroautophagy
Cellular component (GO): autophagosome membrane; cytosol; autophagosome
Molecular function (GO): ubiquitin protein ligase binding; GABA receptor binding
Source: RefSeq, a predicted model, not a curated record
UCACGACCCGCCUCAGCAAAACACGAAAACGUACUGCGUCGUUUGUUGACUAGCCCUGAGACGUAAAUUCUUUGUCGUUCACCAUUUUAACUUUUUAGUCAAGUUACCCGCUUUGUGCGCUUUUCCCAAACUGUCAAACAAAGAAUUAUCUACCAUUAUGAAGUGGCAAUAUAAGGAAGAGCACCCUUUCGAAAAACGAAGGGCUGAGGGCGAGAAAAUUCGUCGAAAAUAUCCUGAUCGAGUCCCUGUCAUUGUUGAAAAAGCUCCAAAGGCAAGAAUUGGAGAUUUGGAUAAGAAGAAAUACUUGGUUCCAUCAGACCUCACUGUUGGCCAAUUUUACUUCUUGAUCCGUAAACGAAUCCACCUCAGACCAGAGGAUGCACUUUUUUUCUUUGUCAAUAAUGUUAUUCCUCCGACCUGUGCCACCAUGGGAACUCUGUAUCAGGAACAUCAUGAGGAAGACUAUUUUCUUUACAUAGCCUAUAGUGAUGAAAGUGUCUAUGGAAAUUAACCUUUUUCUUACAGGUGCUUUCCAUUGAAAUGUCAGUGACAUGUUUCCUUAUUUUGAGCACUUUAUAAACCAUUCUGCUGCUCCCUUCUCCACAUUUUCUUGACUAAUAAUCAUACUCCUUUUUUUUUUGUCAAUCUAUGUUUCAGUUUCUACAUGAUGAAUGGGUGUUUGGUCUUUUCGUUUUCGUGUACAGUACAUCUGAGUGUAUGAUACAUCUGUAAUACAGCUACUGGCGUUAGAUACACGAAAGUCAUAUUAG